Messenger RNA from Morchella sextelata, 1815 nucleotides. RefSeq lists its product as uncharacterized. The record is from RefSeq and is a predicted model, not a curated record. The transcript is spliced from 2 exons. Lineage: Eukaryota; Fungi; Ascomycota; Pezizomycetes; Pezizales; Morchellaceae. The coding region runs from base 1 to 1815 and encodes 604 amino acids.
AUGGACCGCCUCGACCGCUCCUCGAAAUGCAGCCGCCUCACCCUGCUGCUGCGCAACCUGGCCAUCGCCAUGGUAGCCUACGUCGCCGUCGUCGAGGUCCUCUCCAUCUACCAGACGGGGUCCAUCUACCCCCUCGCCAAGAAGCGCCGACCCUCCGGCGGUGAGACACCCAAGGACAACGGCCCGCUCUCGGGCGGCGUCAACUGGCGCCUGCGGCCCCAGACCCUCGUCGCAAAGAUCAACGACGCCUAUCUGGGCCCGCGGCCGCACGUCGACACAUUCGCCAACUACACCCGCCUCGUGGAGUCGUGCCGGGGCUCGCUCAACGGCCUGGAGAAGAUGAAGAACGUGCACGACUGCCUGCACUACCUGGCCUACGCGGAGAAGGACUACUUUUUCGCCCCGCAGGACCCGCCGUCGAGGGCGCUGCCCGAGUACCCGGCCAUUGAGGCCGCCGCUGCACCGACGAACGAGACGAUUGGGGAGUGCCCGGGCCCCGUGCAGCUGUUCCACACGUACUGGACGGGCCCGUCCACGUGGCGGGUCGAGCUGUUCAUCAAGGCGUACCUGUACACGCAGAACAUCCCCUGCAGCCGGCUGUACCUCUGGCUCGAGUCGGACGGGUUCCCGCGGGCUGUGGAGGACAUGCUAGCCGACAAGGGCUUCGCACGGUUCCUGCCGCUCGUCGAGCGCGGGGACAUCGUGCUCAAGGCGUGGAAGUUCCCCUCCCGCAUCCCACUCCCGCGCGGAGCCGUAGAGGAGGACCCGGCCUACGUGGGGAGCAAGCCCGUGCGCCGCGCGAGCCCCGACGACCCAACACGGACCGUCAGGAAGGAGGUGUACAUUGCGGACGGCGUUGUGCGCGACGAGGAGGACGGCAGCGAGUGGCUGGUGCUCACGGAGCGGCAGAUGACGUUCCUGCCCGUGGCCGUGUCGGACGCGGUGCGCUUCAUUGUGCUGCAUCUGUAUGGCGGCGCGUACUUUGACAUGGACGUCAUGCUGCUGCGCGACCUGCGCCCGCUGCUCCUGCCGCCGGACCACAGUUUUGCGGAGCGCUGGGCCGUCCACUCGCACCCGGGCGACUAUAACACGGCGGUCAUGUCGCUGGCGCCGAACACGUCGCUGUCGUCGUAUCUUGUGCGCGGCGGGAUCAGGAUGGGGCUUAACUUCCACCCGAGGAUUAUUGGGCGCAUGGCCUGGAAGGAUGGGCGCAAUGAGGAGUUUGUCAUGUUCGAGACGGGCCUGUUCGACCCCAUCUGGGGAGAGUUUAAUUGGGGCCGCGAGGGCCGCUGCGCGAUCCCGUGCUUUAAGGACUAUGGCGUGGCGUUCUUGGGCGGUAAGGGUGCGGUGAAGGAUGAGUGGGAGAGCUAUGAUGGGGAGCGGCUGCCGCUGAUUGGCCUGGAGGAACCGACGCGCGAGCUGAAGAGGGAGGUGGAGACGUUCAGUCCCCGGCAGAGACGGGAUAAUGGCGAGCCGGCGUCGUCGCCGGAUGAGCCGGAUGUGGUGGUGGUGCCGGUGGUGGCGGCGAAGUCGAAGCCGAAACCGGGGGCGGAUGGGAAGUAUGGGGGCGCGCCGUAUUCGCUCAAGGACGAUAAGUAUCCGCCGAAUAAUCGCACGUUGGAGAACUUCUUUAGGGGCGCUUGGAGUUAUCAUAUCCAUAACCAGUGGUCAAAACACCCACAGCCAAACUCGUGGUUCGACGUGAUCCAGAAGGCGCACGACGGCUUCCUCAGCGGCGAGCGCACAAACCCGUAUGGCGAGAAAUGGACGGGACCUACACUGCUCCCGUAUGAUAGGUGGCCGGAGUUUGACUGA